Molecule: messenger RNA, 650 nt
Organism: Dioscorea cayenensis subsp. rotundata (Guinea yam)
Lineage: Eukaryota; Viridiplantae; Streptophyta; Magnoliopsida; Dioscoreales; Dioscoreaceae
Product: thylakoid lumenal 15 kDa protein 1, chloroplastic
Exons: 9
Coding region: 1-447 (148 amino acids)
Cellular component (GO): chloroplast thylakoid
Source: RefSeq, a predicted model, not a curated record
AUGAUUGCCAUUGCAUUUAAGGGUGGAGGUCCAUAUGGAAGUGAAGUGACGAGAGGGCAGGAUCUCAGUGGGAGGGACUUCAGUGGAAAGACUCUCAUCAAACAAGACUUCAAAACGUCAAUCCUUCGGCAAGCGAAUUUCAAAGGCGCAAAGUUACUUGGCGCUAGCUUCUUCGAUGCCGAUUUAACAGGUGCUGAUCUCUCUGAUGCCGAUCUAAGAGGUGCAGACUUUUCGUUGGCCAAUGUAACAAAGGCAAACCUAACUAAUGCAAACCUAGAAGGUGCACAAACUACUGGCAACACUUCCUUCAAGGGUUCAAUCAUUACAGGAGCAGACUUCACUGAUGUACCUUUGCGAGAUGACCAGCGGGAAUACCUGUGCAAAUUAGCAGACGGCGUGAACUCGACAACCGGAAAUGCAACAAGGGACACAUUGUUCUGCAAUUAACACGAGCAUAUCUCGAGACCCAAUAGUUUUCGAUCGAAAUCAGCUAAGUAUUGCGGUUUUUCGUCUUCGGAUCAUCUUCGAGAAGCUUAAACAUUGUGCCACUGCAUUGAAGAAAUAUCACUAUGUUUUAACUGGAGGAAUGUAUGUUUUCAUAUUACUAUAUAUUUUGAGUAAAAAUAAAACAAUGAUAAAUAUGAGUUGUA